AUGCCCCGACGUGCCCGGAACCAGAAGCCGCUUAGUGUACACGAGGCUUUGCAGAAAAUCAGAGAUUGCUACCACCACCUCAAACGAAUCGCGCGAAUUGACAAGUCUCAAUCUCAGCAAAUACAAGAUGCUAUCAAAAUUCUUGACGAGUUGCAAGAAUCCACCAAACGCCAGAAAUACAAGCUGUUCCUGGAGAGUUUGCUUGAGCAUAAUGAGCAUGAUGAGGAUGACGAUGGCGCCGCCGGUCCUGUCCUUGUCAUGCUGUGUGCUAUAGCUUUAGGCCAAGCGAGGAUCGCACAUAUGAACAAACUCACCCGUUCUACACUCCACUCUCAGAUCAAGGAUCUUUCCAAAGAGUUUGACAGUCUGUUAUUACGAUCACUAGCUUCCGAGGAAGGACUUUCUUCUAGGAAUGAUCCGAAUUUUCCACAUGAAAUCGUUGAACAGGCACCUGAAAACAAGCACGAUGACGAACUGGAACAAGCACAAAUAAUGGACAAUGGAAGGCAAAUUCGAUAUAUGUUGACAGGAGCUCCAAUCAGUCACAUAUCCCUCUUGAGCUCGCUCAUUCCAGAUGCCGUGCAAACUAGUCGUCUGUGGAUGACAGAGAGACAGGCAGGCGAGCCUAGAACCGGAUGCGUGACGACAAUGAUCCCUCGGGAUGAGAAUGCAGAUAUCUCUAUCACCUUGCGUCAAAGUAACAUGAGCGCCAAUCACUUUGACCCUGUGCUUAGGAGGGACCAAAAUUUUGGCAUUCUUCGUAACAUCGUCUUUCCCACGGCCUUCCAACCAUCGCUCUUCGUCGCUGGCUUCAAAAAUGUGGGCGACUAUAAACUCCUCUUUUCCACCGAGGGCAUCGCUCCCAACGGGUAUUUUGCUGGGAUUCGACAUCUGAACAAUAAAAUUGUGGCGAAAUCGGACUACCAGGAGCUGCGAAUAAAUGUUGUCAGCACAGCAAAGAAAGCCGCGAUGUGGAUGGCAAUAUGGAGCAAUAUGGAUGGUAAUGUGGAUGGUAAUGUGGAUGGUAAUGUGGAUGGUAAUGUGGAUGGUAAUGUGGAUGGUAAUGUGGAUGGUAAUGUCGAUGGUAAUGUGGAUGGUAAUGUGGAUGGUAAUGUGGAUGGUAAUGUGGAUGGUAAUGUGGAUGGUAAUAUCGACCUUAGAGUAAUUCAGUGA
Molecule: messenger RNA, 1173 nt
Organism: Penicillium brevicompactum
Lineage: Eukaryota; Fungi; Ascomycota; Eurotiomycetes; Eurotiales; Aspergillaceae
Exons: 7
Coding region: 1-1173 (390 amino acids)
Source: RefSeq, a predicted model, not a curated record